AUGUUUACUGAGAGACUUGACAAGUACGAAAAAGAAAAUAUAAAUAACCUUAUAAAAAUAAAUAAAUUCGAAAAUGAUUUAGAACAAACAAAUAAAAAAGUCGUCACCUUAGAAAAUGAUUUACUUGAAAUAGAAAAAAUUAUUCAAACCAAUGUCGAUAUUGCUUCAGAAAAAUUUGAACUUGUGAAAUCAAAAACAAAAGAGAUAAGUUCAAAGCUAAAAGACAACAGCGAGAUAUUAAAAGUAAAAAGUAAGCUUAGAGAAAUAGAAGAUAGAUCCAAAAGAAACAAUCUGAGAGUCGAUGGUUUAAAGGAAAGCAAAAAUGAAAGUUGGAGUGAUAGUGAGGCUAAAGUGUUAAAAUUAUUUGAAGAAACUCUUGGGUUGAAAGAUAUAAAAAUAGAAAGGGCACAUAGAACUGGUUCUAGAGACAAUAAAAAAGUCAGAUCCAUAGUUUUGAAAUUGCUUAAUUAUAAAGACAAGGAAAACAUUCUAAAAAACUCUCGGAAAUUAAAAGGGGAAAUUAUUUAUAUCAAUGAGGAUUAUUGCGCGGAGACGAUGCUAAUUAGAAAAGAAUUACGGGCGUGCAUGAAAAAAGCACGAGAAGCUGGAAUGUUUGAGUAUAUUUCAUACAACAAAUUGGUGGUUCGCGAAGGGUCUCGAAAAGCAACGUAA
This is a messenger RNA of Hydra vulgaris (swiftwater hydra), 672 nucleotides long. RefSeq lists its product as uncharacterized. Gene Ontology annotation, biological process: retrotransposition. Gene Ontology annotation, molecular function: single-stranded RNA binding. NCBI's taxonomy places the organism in Eukaryota, Metazoa, Cnidaria, Hydrozoa, Anthoathecata, Hydridae. Gene Ontology annotation, cellular component: ribonucleoprotein complex. The record is from RefSeq and is a predicted model, not a curated record.